AUGAAGUCCAUCAUUGCUGUCUGCUCCCUUUUGGUCGCAUCCGUUGCUGCCGUACCACUUGAAGCUCGGACUGCUCAGUCUGUCACAUUUGCACUCUCCAACGACAAGUCGGGUGCCUAUGCAGGUGCCGCUUUCUCUGCCGAUGGCACCGACAAAACGAUCACCUCCCUCUUCGGUACAUCAUCUGUGGCAUCGGGUGGCCAUGUUUGGGCUACAUCUUCCCAGCUGACGGCGUUCCCCCAAACAAUCAACUGUGUUCUUAAGAACAAUGGAGCUGUUCUCACCACCCUGACUGCCCAGCACACCUACUUUGAUCUUGACGGAAACCCGAGUGCUGCUAUUCCAGUCGAUCUCACCGGCGCAGUCAUCAACUGCAGCGCUUAG
Molecule: messenger RNA, 384 nt
Organism: Penicillium cataractarum
Lineage: Eukaryota; Fungi; Ascomycota; Eurotiomycetes; Eurotiales; Aspergillaceae
Exons: 1
Coding region: 1-384 (127 amino acids)
Source: RefSeq, a predicted model, not a curated record